UCUUAGGGUUUUGAUCAAAAAAAAGAAGAAAAAAACUUGUGAAACGUAUCGGAGAAGUAUGGAUCUUAAAACAACGCUUGAUCAGUGUCCGCCGUUGAGAAAACUCACCUCUCUGAAACACAGAUUCUUACAGCCACUCAAUCAAGACGAUUUGACAAGUUACGAACGACCAAAGCGAAAGUUUUCUUCUCUUCGUGGUAAUGAUGACGGCCAAGAAGAUCCUUCUUGGAAACGCAUACGCUUUAAACUCCGGCCAGAGAAGAAAGACGACGCCGUUUUCGUUGAGUCUCCUAGGUUUAAAAGUAGUCAAUUGACGAUACGACAGCGUUCUACUAGUGACGACUCUUCUGAUACGAUGAAACACGGAAUCGAAGUAGGAGAAGGGUUUACAAGCGAUGCAGUUUUCUAUAAGCCGUGGUUUGAUAGUUUACGAUUGAAACGACAGCGUUUGGGUGAAGAUCAAGAUCCUUCUUCUUGUUCUCCGUCUGUAGAUGACAUCGCUGCUCUCACUCUCAUCCAGUUUUCCCGUGAUGAUCGGCAAUCUAAAACACAAACCCUAAUACCACAACCGCAAACGCAGCCACAGACGCAAACGCAGACGCAGACUCAUACAACUCAACAACAGACGCCUGUGAAGUCUGAUCUGUUCGAGUGUACCGUAUGUGGAAAAGGGUUUACUACGUAUCAAGCAUUAGGCGGUCACAAGGCUAGCCACAGGGUUAAGCCGCCACAACCGCUUGUUGAAAACGCAGGAGUAGACGCUGGAGAUAAAACGCGGACAAAGAUGUUGGCCCCUUCUGGGAAGAUCCACAAGUGUUCUAUAUGUCAUGUUGUGUUCCCGACGGGACAAGCACUAGGUGGACACAAACGCCGUCACUACGAAGGCGUUCUAGGCGGUCACAAACAGGGUAGUGACGAAGUUGUUCACAAGUUAAGUCCCGAUAGUAAUGGGAGCAGCCUUGUUACAAAAGUAUUGGAUCCAGAACAGAGCUUCAGUGUUAGUGAAAACGUUCUUCUCAGUGGUCACAAACGCAAUCAGGACGAGGUUGUUCACAAGUUGAGUCUCGAUAGUAAUGGGAUCCUUGUUACGAAAGUGUUGGAUCCAGAACUGAGUUUAAGUGUUAGUGAAAACGUUCUUCUCAGUGGUCACAAACGCAGUCAGGACGAGAUUGUUCCCAGUGUAGACAAGUGGAGUCUCAGUGAUGCGAGUGUUGUUAAAAAUUUGGUGAAUCUAGAGCUAAGUCUCGGGGGUCAGAAACGUAGUCAGGAUGAGGAGGUUGUUCUUGGAGAAAACAAGUGGAGUGCUAGCUGUAAUGGGAGUGGUGUAACAAAUGUGUCGGAACCAGAGCAGAGCCAAAGAAGAUUGAUAGAUCUUAAUAGCCCGCCGUCACCGGAGUUUGAUGAAUCUGGAGUCAGAGAUGUCGAGGAAGCUGAAAGUGCAAUAUAUCGGAAGAGAAGAGGUAUGGCUAUCUCAACGCACUUGAGACAGAUCUUAACGAAGGUGAAUCAAGUUUCGCCGUCGAUGUCUGUGGCCGAUAUGAAGAAAGAAGUAGAACUUUGGAUGCAAGAAAACAAAGACGGUUUACCAGUCGACGACGAUAUUUUCGUUGAGAGCUUUUUGGGAACGAUCGAACGUAAUUGUUCUGCAACUGGUGAUCAAGAUCCGAAUUCGGAACGCAGAGUCAUAAAAGCGAUAGAACACAGAUUCUUAGAAGGAGUAGGAGGAAAAGAAGAAGGGUGUGGUUACGACGGCGUUUCGAAUGACACGGGUUUGGAAAGUAGUGAGCGGUCUCAAAGACAGCGUUUUGGUGAUGAUGAAGAUUGUUUCUCGGAACAGAGUUCAUCCUUCUUGGAAACUAACCCGCGAGAAGAAGAAAGACAAGGAGGGUUCGCUAAUAACGACGCUUUCCUUGAGCUUUUGGUGGAAAAUAUUGAGCGAUCAAGACGAGGGCAAAAGCGUUCAUCUUCUUCUGAUGAUGAUGAUGUUAAAGAUCCUUCUUCCUCUUCUUCUCUGUCUGAAGAUGAAAUCGCUGCUCUCUUUCACAAACGGCAUUCACCAACACAACCUCAAACGGAACCCCUACGGAAACCGAAACGGCAGAUGCUGCACAAGCCUGAUUCGUACAAGUGCAGUGUCUGUGGACAAGAGUUUUCUACAUUCCAAGCUUUAGGUGGUCACAAGGCUGGCCACAGGAUUAAGCCGCUUCUUGUUGACGCUGGAGAAAAAACGAGGCAAAAGUUGUUGGCACCAUCUGGUAAACUCCACAAGUGUUCUAUUUGUCAUAGAGUGUUUCCCACGGGACAAUCCCUCGGUGGACACAAACGCCUUCAUUACGAAGGCGCUCUCGGAGGUCAUAAAGACAGCAUGGACGUGGAGGCCGUUUCCCAAGGAGACAAGUUGAGUCCUGGUGGUAAUGUUGGUGUUGUAACACAUGUACCUGACCCAAAGCAGAGCUUAGAGGGACUGAUAGAUACGAACAAAGUGCUGUCGCCAGGAGACGUUGAAAGUGCAAGCGAGCUUCGACAAGAAGAAGGAAGUACCAAUGCUAACAGGAUUCAGUUUUUUAACUUUUUUUAAACUGUUUACCAAUUCUAGAUUAGUUUUUUUUUUGUUCUUCUAUAAAAUUCUGGACUAGGUUACUUUCUGUUAUCUCAUACCCCUGAUGUGGGACUGUUUUCAACUCUUACUAGUGUUAUAAAACUUUUUGGAGGUUCCCCACAAAAGCAAAAGGAACAAUUAGAGUUGAGGUGAGAGCGUCCUCUUUUUAACAACUAGAAACGAGUAAAUGACAAGACAUCAUAAUAUGAAAGAACGGCAUCAAGUCUAGAACUAGAAAACGGAGACAAUCAGUAAUUCAUCAGAUCAUACAUUACUACAUCUUUAUAUGUACACAAGCCAAAGAACCAUUAGAAAAACUUCUGUAUAUAAAAACUAAGCUUACUUACUUUUAGAGGAAUUACCUGCAAUCUUAAAAAAAAAAAAAA
This is a messenger RNA of Camelina sativa (false flax), 2985 nucleotides long. RefSeq lists its product as uncharacterized. Gene Ontology annotation, biological process: regulation of DNA-templated transcription. The record is from RefSeq and is a predicted model, not a curated record. Gene Ontology annotation, molecular function: transcription cis-regulatory region binding; DNA-binding transcription factor activity. Lineage: Eukaryota; Viridiplantae; Streptophyta; Magnoliopsida; Brassicales; Brassicaceae. Gene Ontology annotation, cellular component: nucleus.